Ailuropoda melanoleuca (giant panda) is the source of this 3129-nucleotide messenger RNA. RefSeq names its product raftlin, lipid raft linker 1 (gene RFTN1). Bases 466 to 2154 code for a protein of 562 amino acids. The transcript is spliced from 10 exons. Lineage: Eukaryota; Metazoa; Chordata; Mammalia; Carnivora; Ursidae. The record is from RefSeq and is a predicted model, not a curated record.
CCGCCUCGUGGAGGCAGCGGCGCGGGGCGUCGAGGGGGUGCAGGGCGUCCAGGGGCGCGGGGCGGGCCCGCUGCUCCCGCGGCGGCUGUCAGGGGCCGGCUGCUCCCCCGAAGAUGCAGCGCAGCAUAUUUUGCACAUGAGUUCAGAGGAAGAGGAAGUGUAGCCGGCGGACGCGCGGCGGCGGCGGGGGCGCGUCGGGGCUGGAGCCGGAGCGCCAGGCUCAAGGCGCAGCGAGCGGGGAGCGCGGCGGCCGUGGGCUCCGCGGAGGGACAGACGCACAGAUCGCGGGAGGGACCGGCACCCGAGCGCGCCGCGCCGCUGCUUCCCGCCCCCACCCACUGGCGCCCACGCCUUCCCCGCGCCGCCUGCUCUGUAUGGCACAAACUUUCCUCCCGGGACGGAACACGCUGUCUCAGGGAGCCCGCGCCGGCGCCUUCUCCUCAGCCAGUUCCCAACGCUGCUGAAAUGGGUUGCGGAUUGAACAAGUUAGAGAAACAUGAUGACAAACGGCCUGGAAAUAUCUAUUCGACUUUAAAGAGGCCUCAGGUGGAAACCAAGAUAGAUGUGUCCUACGAAUAUCGCUUCCUGGAGUUCACGACCCUGAGUGCUGCGGAGCUCCCGAGGUGCUCGGCGGUGAGGCUGGCCUCCCUGCACGACUUGCCCGCCCAGCUCCUGGAGCUGUACCAGCAGGGCUUCUCGCUAGUGGCUCUGCACCCCUUUGUGCAGCCAACCCAUGAGCGGGAGAAGACACCCCUUGAACACAUCUUCAGGGCCAUCCUGAUCAAGAAAACUGACAGAUCUCAGAAAAGUGAGCUUCACAAUGAACGCUACAUCUUGGAAUUAGAUUGCUGUUCCUCCUUAGACCACCUGACAGGCCAAAAACUCAUCCCAGAGUUCAUUAAGAAGGUCCAGGAGGCUGCGAGUCAGGGCCUGAAAUUCGUUGGUGUCAUAGCUCAGUACGGUUGCCCGGCGAAGUCAGCAGGCAGCAGCCCCCCAGGGGACGCCAGAGCUGCGGGAAAGGAGCCGGGCAGGUGCGGGGUUGAUGAGAACCCUGGUGCACCAGCAGGGACAGACAGCGGCCAGGAGCCAGGCCAGGGCCCCAGAGGGGAGACGCCCGUUGCCGAGCAACCCAGCUUGCCCUCUGGAGAAGGGGACGGUGCAGAAUUGUCUCCACACGGGGUGAGCAAGACUCUGGAUGGGCCGGAUGGUGACCUGUUGGAAGUGCGUGAGGAGCCACUCUCCGGAAAAAUGGAGAUCCUCGCCCUUUUCAACAAACCGAAGAGCCAUCAGAAGUGCCGGCAAUACUAUCCGGUCAGCAUUCCUCUCCGGGUCUCCAAGAAUGGCCAGACAGUGAGCAGUUUGGACGCCAACUGGUUGGAGCACAUGAGUGACCACUUCCGGAAAGGAGGCAUGCUGGUGAAUGCAGUCUUCUACCUUGGCAUGGUCAAUGAUUCCUUCCACAGCCUGACAGAUGGAGUAUUCAUCUUUGAAGCUGUUUCCGCAGAAGAUAGCAAAACCAUGCAGGGCUACGAUGCUAUUGUUGUCGAACAAUGGACAGUCCUGGAAGGUGUCGAGGUGCAGACCGACUACGUGCCCCUGCUGAACUCCCUGGCGGCCUAUGGCUGGCAGCUCACCUGUGUGCUACCAACUCCCGUCGUCAAGACUACCAGGGAGGGGAAUGUAUCCACCAAGCAGAUUGUCUUUCUUCAGAGACCGUGUCUACCUCAGAAAAUCAAGAAGAAGGAAUCGAAGUUCCAGUGGCGGUUCUCCCGAGAAGACAUGCACAGCAGGCAGAUGAGGAAAUCCAAAGGUAAACUCAGCGCCAGAGACAAGCGACAAGCAGAAGAAAACGAGAAGAACUUAGAAGAGCAGUUUUCCAAAGCUGGAGACGUGGGAAACUGUGUGCCAGGCCCGCACCAGGAGGACGAGGCCUCGGAGGAGCUGAAAGUCCCCAUCCAGGAGGUCACAGAAGGAAAGCAGCGUCCCGACCGGCUCUGCGUGGAGGCCGAGGCUGUGCAAAACGGUCCAGCUGGUCCCUGCAGGGCCCCCGCAGGGGGCUGCGCUGGGCACUCCCAUUCUGGGGAGGAUGCCAGGGAGGGGGCUGCCGGGGAAGGGGCCUCGGAGCCCGCCAUGCUGGAAGACAACGGAGUCUAGAGCAUUGGUCUUGAAAGCCUGCCGAGCUGGCAGCCCCGAGGCUCCGUGCUGGCAUCAGGGGUGGGGGCUGGUUUGCCUCAGUGUCCAGUGUUACCCUUUGGCUUGGCUUGACCUCUUCUUGUGAGCUCACCCGGGCCCUCCAAGGGCUGGGUCCCUGACCAUGUUGGUCUCUGCACAUCCAUUAGAAAUGUGUCGUAAUGCCCCAGUGUUAGAAUGCAAGAGGUCAAGUUAUUUCUUCAUCCGUUUCCCAGUCCCGUGGGAGGGACUGGACCAGUCAGUGCCUGUGUCCACCCCCACGGCCUCCAGGGAGCAUUCAACUCAAGUCCAUCCUUGGGCCUCCCUGGCUACAAACCAAGGCUGUCUGUUGUUCCUUCCCCCCACCCCCGCCCCCUUGCUGGGGCACUGUCCAUCCCCUGCUGCUUUCUGCAGCUACUUGGUGACGUGACAAUGCCUGGAGGCCAUCAGGUGCCCUGCUCCGUCUCAACCCCACAGACCCUGCUGCUUUGGCAAAGAAAAUGACGGUGGGUAGGGGAGGUGCCCCACCUACCAGCUUUUCUCGAAGUGUUCCCAUAGAUGCUGGUAAUCUGGAAAUGAAGAGGUAAAAUUCUGUGUGCCCCUGCUCUUGCAGAAUGUCCAAGAAAGUAUUCUGUAUUAGUAUUAAUGCCAAAAACUUUUUUAAGGGUUUUGUACUCAGCACAUCAUAUGAACACAUGUUCCUUCUGUCAUUUCAGGGCAUCCCGGCCAGUUGGGAGCCCUUGUUAUGUGCUAUUUUAAUCAGUGUAUCAUUGGCCAAGUUGUUUCCAUGUAUGCUAUCACGUGUUUAUAUUGUCCAGAAAGUAUUGUUAAGGCUUUAAGUAGAUGCAACUGGCAAACCGUGGAGAGAGAACGCCGAUUGUCUUGACCCAAACAACAGCCUGUCUCUUCUCUUUCUUGUUUAGUUACUUAAAGCAAUAAAUCAUCUAUGAGUUUAGUGCA